AUGACAACCAACAGCUUCAAUGUCCUGGAGAUCCUCCUAGGUGGGCCCCUCUACCGCGGCGGCACCCAAACCACCAUGGGCCCUCCCGGGAGGAUCUCCAGGGCGGCGCUGAAGGAGGCGGUUCCUGUGCGGGCCCACACCGAGGGCUACGCCGCCAUCACCGACUCACCUGCCUCGCUCUUCGCCCCGGAAUUGAUCGGGCUCUACCCAGAGGCCAAGGUCAUUAUGACCGUGCGCGAGAGAGACGCAUGGGUUAAGAGCAUGGCCCAGAUCAGCUCGUUGGUCACAAUGUGGUUUUUGAGGGGGAUACUUCGAUAUAAAUUAAUGCGCCACUUUGUCACAUACAUCGAACUCCUCCAAGCACAGUGGGACGCGCGUUACAAUGGCUCUCGAGAUAAUAUUUGGAUUUAUGAUCGCCAUAUUGAGUUGUUGAACGAGGUUGUCCCCGCUGACCGUCUGGUUUUCUUUAAUGUCAAGAAAGGCUGGGAGCACCUUUGUCGCGCGCUGGGGAAGGAAGUUCCUAAGGAUAUCCCGUUUCCGAGGGUUAAUGACUCCAAAGCUAUAAAUCGGCGUGGGUUGAGGCGCUGGGCUGUGGCUUUUGCUGUUGUGGGCGUUCUUGGGGGGUGGUGGGUUCUGGGCUGA
Molecule: messenger RNA, 642 nt
Organism: Aspergillus vadensis CBS 113365
Lineage: Eukaryota; Fungi; Ascomycota; Eurotiomycetes; Eurotiales; Aspergillaceae
Product: sulfotransferase family protein
Exons: 4
Coding region: 1-642 (213 amino acids)
Source: RefSeq, a predicted model, not a curated record